Orcinus orca (killer whale) is the source of this 2862-nucleotide messenger RNA. RefSeq names its product ectodysplasin A receptor (gene EDAR). Gene Ontology annotation, biological process: positive regulation of canonical NF-kappaB signal transduction; positive regulation of JNK cascade. NCBI's taxonomy places the organism in Eukaryota, Metazoa, Chordata, Mammalia, Artiodactyla, Delphinidae. Gene Ontology annotation, cellular component: plasma membrane. The record is from RefSeq and is a predicted model, not a curated record. Gene Ontology annotation, molecular function: signaling receptor activity.
AUGGAUUUGUCCCGCUCGCUGCACCCACAGUUCCAGAGGCAGGAGUUCCAGCUGCUCCCAGACACACCAGAGUCUUCAGAAACCUCAGGACUGAUCUCGUGGCAGCUUUUCUCCCGGGGCCCUGAGGAACCUGAUCUGUACACACGAGGUCCCCGGAGCAGGAGUGGGUCCCUGCGUCAGGGCUAUGGCUCGAGGCACCUGCUCCAUCUCUGCGGCGUAUUCAUUCCUGCUGUGCCUGCCGGGAGGCCCUCAGACCCGGGGGCAGUGAAGGUGGGGCUGGGCGGGGCCGGGGUCCCGGAGCAGCCCUCGCCUGCAGCCCCCGCACAGAUGAAGUGUGUCUUUCAGGUGACCCCUCGGGAGAGAAUGGCCCACAGGAGAGGCGGCACACGGAUGGCCUGGCUGCCCAUCCUGGUGGUAAGUGGCCAGGGCACCUGGGUAGGUUCCAGUGGGAGCUCCACCCGGCCGUGCCCUUCACCAGCCGUGUCCUUCUCGGCCUGUUUGUGUGGCAGCGACACGGGCAAUCACACACCCCCUUCACUGCGCUCUCCAAGGCGCCAGCAAAGCCCCGACUGGCCCCGGGCCCGAGGUGGCCGCUGCUCGGAGCUCCCUCGCCGGCCGCGUGCUCUGCGCUCCUGCAGCCACGGAGCGGGGGAAGCCAAGCCCCCGGGCUCCCCAGGAGUCGAGGGCCGUGGGGAGGGGAGUCGGGGGAGCUCCUGGGGUGGAGCGUUUGGGAUGGAGCCUACGACAGCAGGGCGGGGGCUGCCUGGUCAUUACCGAAGUCGCCAAAUCAGCGCCGGGGGCCGCAGGGCCCCGCCAGGUCCUUCCGCCACAACCUCCGGAAGCCGACCCCGAGUUGGGGGGCGUCUCCCAGGGCGCGUGGAGGCCAAAGGAGACCCUUCCUCGAGGCAGGCGUCCCUGGCAUGCUGGGCCGGAGCGGAGGACGCCACCUGCGGCGAGAACGAGUUCUACAACCAGACCGCGGGCCUGUGCCACGAGUGUCCCCCGUGCGGGCCGGGGGAGGAGCCCUACCUGUCCUGCGGCUACGGCACCAGAGACGAGGACUACGGCUGCGUCCCCUGCCCCGCGGAGAAGUUCUCCAAGGGCGGCUACCAGAUCUGCCGGCGCCACAAGGACUGCGAGGGCUUCUUCCGGGCCACGGUGCUGACGCCGGGGGACACGGAGCACGACGCCGAGUGUGGGCCCUGCCUGCCCGGCUACUACAUGUUGGAGAACAGGCCUCGGAACAUCUACGGCAUGGUCUGCUACUCCUGCCUGCUGGCGCCCCCCAACACCAAGGAAUGUGUGGGAGCUGUCUCGGGAGUCCCUGCCAGCUUCCCGCGCACGCCUGGCAGUAGCACCCUGUCCCCGUCCCAGCUCGUCCACAAAGAGCUCUUGGGCCAAGGACACCUGGCCACGGCCCUGGUCAUCGCCAUGUCCACCAUCUUCACCAUGGCCGUCGCCCUCGUCCUCAUCAUCAUGUUCUACAUCCUGAAGGCCAGGCCUCCCGCCCCAGGCCGCCCCCGUGCCCCGUGCCCGCCCCCCCCCACCGCUCCCCCCGACGCGAGCCGGCCGCCCACGCCCUCUGUACCCACAGCCUGCUGCCCCAGCGCCCCCGUGAAGAGCCCGGAAGCCCCCGUGAGCCAGGAGGAGGAGAAGAAAGCGGCCCCAGACAGCGUGGUGAUGUUCUCCGAGCAGGACGAAUUUGAGAAGCUGACGGCAGCUCCGGCGAAGUCGGCCAAGAGUGAAAACGACGCCUCAUCGGAGGAGGAGCAGCUGCUGAACCGGAGCCUGGACAGCGACGAGGAGCUGGCCCCCGACGGGCAGGGCCCCUCAGAGCUGUGCCUGCUGUCGCUGGUCCACCUGGCCAGGGAGAAGCCAUCCACCGCCACCAAGGCGGCCGGGAUUCAGAGUCGAAGAAAGAAAAUACUGGACGUGUAUGCCAAUGUGUGUGGCGUCGUGGAAGGCCUCAGCCCCACGGAGCUGCCGUUCGACUGCCUGGAGAAGACCAGCCGGAUGCUCAGCGCCACGUACAACUCGGAGAAGGCCGUGGUGAAGACGUGGCGCCACCUGGCCGAGAGCUUCGGGCUCAAGCGGGACGAGAUCGGGGGCAUGACGGACGGCCUGCAGCUCUUUGACCGCAUCAGCACGGCCGGCUACAGCAUCCCGGAGCUGCUCACCAAGCUGGUGCAGAUCGAGCGGCUGGACGCCGUGGAGUCCCUGUGCACAGACAUCCUGGAGUGGGUGGGGAUCCCACCGCCCGCCGCCCCGCCGCCCCCGGCGUCCUGAGCGGGGCCCGCGGACCCCGUGGCUGGGCUGCCUCCCGUGCACCAGGGACGCCUUGCUGGUCCGAGAAACGGGAGGAAACAGGCCCGUCUCCCGGUCUAACCAAAGACAGAAAUCCACGUGGACACGCCAACCCGCCGGCCUCGCCAGCCCCAGCGAAGUCUGUGCGCAUCCGUGCGUCCUACCCGCCACUCCCUCCUCCGCGGACACGGUCGGCCCCACCCGUGUGCACCAGCAGUGCCGGGAGGACAGACGUGAAGCCUCUGGUCCCUGGCUGCGGGGAGUUCACAGCCCGGGAGAGACAGACGUUCGCCUGGAAGACGGCACACAACCCGAGCGGGGGAGCGCUUCCUCUGGGAGAUGAAGCAGGUGGGCGGGCGUCGCCACGAGGAACACAGCUCCAAGGCUGCGAAAGCGGCAAGAGGCAGGCCCCGCGCCACGCCCUCCCGCUCCAGGCUCAGCGUGGGUCUGAAUCACCCACGUGGCCCUGGGUCACCGUCUCCCUGCAGCCCUUCCGGUCACACGGAAGCCCCUGCCACCGGCCCCACGCGCUGGUCCGCAGGGCGUCCGGUCAAGGGC